AUGGAGAUCCCAGCCAACAUCAACGAGUUCGAUAUGACUCUGGUCACCAAGAAGACUUACGCUACGGAGGACGUCUGGAGUUCCCACCGCUCGAUGAUAACCAGACUGUAUCGAGAUGAGGGGAAGUCUUUGAGGCAAAUUAAACAAAUCAUGGAACGCGACCAUAGCCUCUACGCUACGUAA
Molecule: messenger RNA, 183 nt
Organism: Colletotrichum spaethianum
Lineage: Eukaryota; Fungi; Ascomycota; Sordariomycetes; Glomerellales; Glomerellaceae
Exons: 1
Coding region: 1-183 (60 amino acids)
Source: RefSeq, a predicted model, not a curated record